AUGGUUCACCUCUUCCGUGCCCUGGCGGCCCUCUCGUUUUCUGCGUCUGCCCUUGCCCUUCCUGCUCUCUCCUCUCGGGCCCAGGCGGCUAGCGAGCACUGUGGAGACUACGACUACGUGAUUUUGCAGGACACACCAUGGAUCGUCUACAACAUGCUCUACAAUGCGAACCAGAUCGUCGGCACGCAAUGCACCAACUAUGACCAGGUGACCACAUCUGACAGCGGAACUAAGGAAGUCGUAUGGAGCAGUGUGACAGACAUUGAAUAUGUCGAGAGCACGAACAAUGUGCCCAAAGGCUACUCUUUCGUGGGUCUCACCCAGAACCUCGAAACAAAGUUGUCGGCCAUCGACUCGAUUCCGAGCACUUACAGCUGGACUCGUACCAACACAACUGCUUACAAGGGAAAUGUCUGCUUCGAUUUCAUGACGAACGACGUCAAGGGUGACUCUACCUCUGCUUCCUCUCGGGAGCUGAUGCUCUGGCUGCAGUACGAGGGUGGACAGCUUCCCAUCGGUUGGACCAACGGCGCUGUUGCCACUAUUGACAAUCUCUUUGGCACCUCUUGGAAAUUGUAUGAAGAUGUCAACGAGGAUACCGGCAUCACCGUCAGCACCCUGAUGCCCGAGACGCAAUUCGAGGGAACCUUCACCGGUGAUUUGAAGGAUUGGCUACUUGCCUUGUCCAAGCUGGGACGCUUUACUGAGUCGACCUAUGUGAACGUCGGUAAUGCUGGAACCGAGUUCUUUUAUGGAGACUCUGUCAUGAACGCUACCCUCGGAUUGCAGAUUAAUCUUGCAUAA
Messenger RNA from Aspergillus pseudonomiae, 804 nucleotides. Its product is annotated as concanavalin A-like lectin/glucanase domain-containing protein. Gene Ontology annotation, molecular function: cellulase activity. The record is from RefSeq and is a predicted model, not a curated record. Lineage: Eukaryota; Fungi; Ascomycota; Eurotiomycetes; Eurotiales; Aspergillaceae. The transcript has 4 exons. The coding region runs from base 1 to 804 and encodes 267 amino acids. Gene Ontology annotation, biological process: polysaccharide catabolic process.